Arachis duranensis is the source of this 866-nucleotide messenger RNA. Its product is annotated as SKP1-like protein 1B. Gene Ontology annotation, cellular component: cytoplasm; nucleus. The transcript has 2 exons. Gene Ontology annotation, molecular function: cullin family protein binding. The record is from RefSeq and is a predicted model, not a curated record. The coding region runs from base 162 to 629 and encodes 155 amino acids. Lineage: Eukaryota; Viridiplantae; Streptophyta; Magnoliopsida; Fabales; Fabaceae. Gene Ontology annotation, biological process: SCF-dependent proteasomal ubiquitin-dependent protein catabolic process.
AUCGUUUUCUAAAACGCUCUUUUCGUUCUCUCUUCAAUUAGGAGAAAAAAGAAAGGGGGAAAAAGAACAACGAAAUUAGGGUUAGGAUUUUAGCCCUCUUUCUUCUUCGUGUAAAUCUAAUUCAGCAAAGAAUCUCUCUUUUCUUCUUCAAUCGAUAAUAAAUGGCGUCAACGAAGAAGAUCACUUUGAAAAGUUCCGAUGGCGAGGCGUUUGAGGUUGACGAGGCAGUGGCUCUCGAAUCGCAGACGAUCAAGCACAUGAUCGAAGACGAUUGCGCUGACAGUGGAAUUCCUCUUCCAAACGUCACCAGCAAGAUCCUUGCGAAGGUGAUUGAGUAUUGCAAGAAGCACGUCGAUGCUGCUGCUUCCGAGGAGAAGCCAUCCGAGGAGGAUCUCAAGAUGUGGGAUGCUGAAUUCGUUAAGGUCGAUCAGGCCACGCUCUUCGAUCUUAUUCUGGCUGCAAACUACUUGAACAUCAAGAGCCUCUUGGACCUUACUUGCCAGACAGUGGCAGACAUGAUCAAGGGCAAGACUCCGGAGGAGAUUCGCAAGACGUUCAAUAUCAAGAAUGACUUCACGCCGGAGGAGGAGGAGGAGGUCCGCCGCGAAAACCAGUGGGCAUUUGAAUGAUGAUGAUCUGCUGCUUCUCCUGCUGCAUGCUUAGCUUCUCAGAUUGGUGCCCUGUGGUUCCAUUUAUGCUAUAGUUGCUAGUUUUACUUUGAUGGUUUAUCUUGUUUUCCCUAUUUUUGUUAUGUCAAUGUUGGUGACUUGGUGACAAGACUUUCUCUUAUUUGGAUCUUGAAAUUGUAAGUAUUUGGUUAUGGUGGAGGAAUGAUUUGUUUCUGGGUACCAUGUUUUAAUGUUCAA